CGUAAGCAAAACACUAAAGAAAACCGGAAAUCUUCUUGAGCUCUUUUUCUUGCUUCUCCCUCAAGUCUCUGACAUGGAAAUUCCCAAAAUUCUCUCUACCACAAACAAGGCCAUAGCCUGUCUUCUCUUCCUCACUCUUACCAUUGUAUUUACUACCUCAGCUAGAACCCUGGAUGAGCAGCCAGAGGUACCUGUUGUUCCCCCGGAGUCAGGCAAUGCUGUCGAUGAUCCUGUCACCAGUGUUCCACCACUACCUACACCAUUAGCACCCACACAGCCUAGUCCAACUGGGGCUGCAAGCACUAGUGCCACGCUAAGUAAUCCUGGUCAUACCUUAAGCUUCUUCAUGCAUGACAUUCUUGGUGGAACAAACCCCUCGGCUAGAGCCGUGACUGGCAUAGUCAGCAACCCGGCAGUCUCUGGCCAAGUCCCAUUUGCCAAACCUAAUGGUGCAAACCUCCCAAUAAAUAAUGGCGUGCCCCAAAAUAGCAACAAUAACGGCCUUAUAAACAACAACAACCUACCUUUCCUCACUGGCCUUGGUGGCACCACACAGCCUGUGGUUCAAAACAAUGGUAAUAACUUCAACAAUGCAUUUAACCUGCCACUGAGCAAUGGAGGCAAUCUUCCAUCUGGUUCCACUCUUCAACAGCUCAUGUUUGGAACCAUCACUGUGAUCGAUGACGAACUAACCGAGGGGCAUGAUUUACGGUCAAGUUUUGUAGGUAAGGCACAAGGGUUCUAUGUGGCUAGUUCUCUGGAUGGUACCAGCCAAACUAUGGCAUUCACAGCUAUGUUUCAGAGUGGUCAUUAUGCUGAUAGCCUUAGCUUUUUCGGGGUUCUCAGAACAGGAGUCUCCGAGUCUCAGCUUGCUAUCAUGGGUGGAACUGGAAAGUAUGUCAAUGCUCAGGGUUAUGCUAUUAUUAAGAUCAUCCCUUCUACCAAUCAGAAUACGACCGAUGGUGUUGAGACCUUGCUGGAGUUCGUUGUUUAUGUUAGCUACUAAUCCAAAUUGUUUGAGAAAUGUUGUUUUUGUAAGAAUGUUGUAUGUGUGCUUGAAGAUUGUGAACUUGUAAUAUCUUGGGUUCUUUGGACAGAAAGUUUGCUUUUGUUUAUGAAUCAUAUCUAGAGAAAAUGGAAACUCAGUUUCUUUUUUUCA
Populus nigra (black poplar) is the source of this 1159-nucleotide messenger RNA. RefSeq names its product dirigent protein 25-like. The transcript has a single exon. Lineage: Eukaryota; Viridiplantae; Streptophyta; Magnoliopsida; Malpighiales; Salicaceae. The record is from RefSeq and is a predicted model, not a curated record. The coding region runs from base 74 to 1006 and encodes 310 amino acids.